AUGAGGGCGCGGGAAAUGCUGGAGGAAGUCACCGAUGUGCGCGGCAACCCCAACCCUGUGACGGUGGUGAAGUCGCCUGCUACGCUGGAAAAAACGAAGGCACACUACGGCUGCCCCGAGCUGCAGGGCAUGGAGCUGCUCAGGAUAAACGGUGGUGCUGUGCAGCCCUACUGGUCGCCGCGCAACGCGAAGGACGAGUUGAUGAGCUUUCUUGGUGGGUUCACCGCCGGCUACUACACCGCGCUGACGAUGGCGGCGUUUGAGGACCUCGGCUACUACAAGGCCGUGUGGGGGAUGGAGGAGCCGAUGGCGUGGGGCAACAACUCCGGCUGCGACCUCCUCAAGAGCCCGUGCUCUGCGGAAACGCCUGCCAAAUACCCCGGCAUGUUCUGCGAUAAGGGGACCGACGGCGAAACGCUUCGCUGCACGUCCAACCGUCAAUCCAUCGGGGUAUGUAAAAAGAGUAUUGCUGAAGGCAGCGGGGCCCCGAACGAAACGUGCCCGGUGUUUUGGGCGGAUCCGGGUCCAGAGGUUUUUUGCAGCGUGGAGGGAGAUAAAACCAUCCCCGGCUUCCUCCGCGGGAGAGGUUCGUGGUGCCUCGAUGCGGAAGCACUGAGGUUGAAGGGUUCUGCUGGGAAGGCCGAGUUGGGCCCCAUCGACCUCCGCGCGGUGUGUGCGGAGGUGCAGUGCGGGGAGGGCGGCACGGUGAAGGUGAAGUACCUCGGCGCCGCUGAGUAUGUGCCGUGCCCCGAGGGAAGUGCAAUCGAAUUGACGGCGUCGGAGCACUUCGAGGAGGGCGCGAAGAUCAAGUGCCCGAAGUACGAGGAGGUGUGCACGAUCGCCGCCAACGGCAGCAGCCUCGUCAUUCCGCGCGUGCUGGAGGGGGUGACGCCUCCGGUGCUUGAGCCGCCCCGUGCAGAGGCCUCUUCUGCAGCUGCGGGUGGCGAUUCCCCCGGAGGGGCGGCUGCGGCGGCCGGAGCAGCGGCGGCCCCCGAUGUGCCUGCGCCGCCCACCCCGACAGCCGCGGCGACCGUCAACGGCAGCGCAGUGCAGAAGAAACUUGAAGUGGCGGCGCAGCAACUCGGAAGCGACGCCAGUACGGCUGUUGGCUGCAGUCACUUAGCACUGCUCGUCGUGGCCGCCGCCGCCGCCGCAGUGGCGAUGCUGCUGCCUUGA
Molecule: messenger RNA, 1176 nt
Organism: Trypanosoma conorhini
Lineage: Eukaryota; Euglenozoa; Kinetoplastea; Trypanosomatida; Trypanosomatidae
Product: surface protease GP63
Exons: 1
Coding region: 1-1176 (391 amino acids)
Biological process (GO): cell adhesion; proteolysis
Cellular component (GO): cytoplasm; membrane
Molecular function (GO): metalloendopeptidase activity
Source: RefSeq, a predicted model, not a curated record